CAACUGUGAGCUGCUUCCAUGACAACCACCUUCAGCUGUUGACUGAUCUGCAAAUAGGUUGUAUAAGAUUUCCCUCUACCUCGUGGAGGACUCUGGAGUCGCCCAUCAGAUGUUCGGUGGUACUACCUGAACAACUUGGAUAUGAUGCCAAAAGAUCUCCAAACGAUUUUAUAGUUUGACCCAAUGUUUCUUCUGGAUAUAUAUUUCUCUACAAGAAUAAGUGCAAAGUCCAAAUCCUGCUUACUGGCAGAUAUUUUAUUUUAAGAUCAUGGACCAUCUUACUAGAGAGAAAGAUGAAAGGCGAACAGGAAAGGGAAAUCCAGGAAGAAGUUCCCAAGCAUCAAGUUCCACUUCAGCAUCUGGUGUUCUUAUGGUUGGGCCCAAUUUCAGAGUUGGCAAGAAGAUAGGCUGUGGAAAUUUCGGAGAGCUCAGGCUAGGCAAAAAUCUUUACACAAAUGAAUAUGUAGCAAUCAAACUGGAGCCAUUAAAAUCCCGUGCCCCACAGCUGCAUUUAGAGUAUAGGUUUUAUAAACACAUUGGCUGUACAGUUGAAGGCUUCCCCCAAGUGUAUUGCUAUGGGCCAUGCGGAAAGUAUAAUGCCAUGGUACUUGAACUCCUUGGUCCAAGUUUGGAGGACUUGUUUGACCUCUGUGAUAGAACAUUCACUCUGAAGACUGUCUUGAUGAUAGCAAUCCAGCUGAUCACACGAAUGGAAUUUGUGCAUUCAAAGAAUCUCAUUUAUAGAGAUGUCAAGCCAGAAAAUUUCCUUAUUGGCUGGCAAGGAAAUAAGAAAGAACACGUCAUUCACAUAAUAGACUUUGGAUUGGCCAAGGAGUACAUCGAUCCUGAAACGCAAAAGCAUAUACCUUACAGGGAACACAAAAGUCUAACUGGAACAGCAAGAUACAUGUCCAUCAACACACAUCUUGGCAAAGAGCAAAGUCGGCGAGAUGACUUGGAAGCCCUUGGACAUAUGUUCAUGUAUUUCCUUCGAGGCAGUUUGCCAUGGCAGGGCCUUAAGGCUGAUACACUAAAAGAGAGGUACCAGAAGAUUGGGGACACAAAGAGGAACACUCCAAUUGAUGUUCUCUGUGAGAACUUCCCAGAGGAGAUGGCCGCUUAUCUUCGUUAUGUCAGACGAUUAGACUUCUUUGAGAGACCAGACUAUGAUUACCUACGAACGAUCUUCACAGAGUUAUUUGAAAAGAGAGGAUUCACCUUUGAUUAUGCCUACGACUGGGUUGGCAGGCCAAUUCCCACUCCAGUGGGGCCUAUGCAUGUAGAAUCUGGACCAUCUGUAACGAGAGAAGCCCAUACGCAUAGGGAUCGAUCAUCGCUACAGCCUCACCGAAAUCAGACUGUGUCAGAGCGUCGAGGAGACUGGGACAUUCCAGCAACACGGCAGACCAAUGCUUUGUUUCUGACAUCUCACUUGGCUUCAGAACGGCAUGGGGGAUCAGUACAGGUGGUAAGCUCAACUAAUGGUGAACUGAACAAUGAUGAGCCAACAGGAGCACCGUCCAGUAUACAACUUACAGCCCGUACUGAGGUGGAAGUAGUGGAGGAAGCUAGCUGCCUGAAAAUGCUCAACAUGUGGUGCUGCUGCUUCUAUAAGAGGAAAAGGAAGAAGUCUUCCCAGCGCCAGAAAUGACAGGUGUCUCCUUGAGGUCUUUGGGGGAUUUUGUUUACCUGCUGUUCCUGCCACGUCUUAUUGAAUGGGGCUUCUGUUGGGGAGAGGACAAGGAACGAGGGACACUUUAAACCAAAAAGAGAGCAGGGGGGAAAUUCCCAAAUAAACAUUCAGGUGGAUUCCCUAAAUGGUCUCCCUUGCUCACUCCACGCCUGAGGCUCCUUUUGGAAUCGGGACCGCAUCCUCUCAGGCACGGGGUUGUCCUUGUCGGAAGGCUGGCUGGCUACCUUCCUUCUUCUCUGUACAACAGUUCGGCACAGGGGGCGUUCCUGGCGAAUGUGCUUUGUCCCAGCUCCCUUUCUCUGUUUCGUUCUCGAUGUGCUUCACCCCCCUCCUCACCACCAACAGAGAGGGGCUUCAUGGACGGUGGGGUCAAGGUGGUGGUGGUGAAGAGAGGAUGCUCUGGCGAGGGCCCAGAUCCUCUUUCUCCAAGUAACUGCGUUUCAGCUGCAUGGGCAGCUUAGACUUUGAUCCUUCUUCAUCGCACUCCCGGCGAAUUCCAUGGUAGUAAGCCAACAGCAAGAGAAUUGCAAUCUACUCUUCCAGUUGCCUUGAUUUACUGGUUUCUGCGACGUCUCCCUCCUCAGAAUGGUUACGGAGAAGUGUUGGUUGUUCUAAAGCAGCGGUUCUCAACCUGUGGGUCGCGACCCCUUUGGGGGUCGAACGACCCUUUCACAGGGGUCGCCUAAGACCAUCGGAAAACACAUAUUUCCGAUGGUCUUAGGAAGUGAGACAAGAAAGAGGU
Molecule: messenger RNA, 2435 nt
Organism: Elgaria multicarinata webbii
Lineage: Eukaryota; Metazoa; Chordata; Lepidosauria; Squamata; Anguidae
Gene: CSNK1G1
Product: casein kinase 1 gamma 1
Exons: 14
Coding region: 269-1651 (460 amino acids)
Biological process (GO): signal transduction; endocytosis; peptidyl-serine phosphorylation
Cellular component (GO): nucleus; plasma membrane; cytoplasm
Molecular function (GO): ATP binding; protein serine/threonine kinase activity
Source: RefSeq, a predicted model, not a curated record